AUGAUAAACCUGCCCGUCUAUUCGGCCACUCUAGCGCCGCAAUUUAACCUAGACAAUGACAAUGCCGUCAGCGCGAUUAACAUAACCAUCAAGGUUUAUACUUCAGCUGCCAAGGCCGGGCAGCCCCUCGUGAUGUUGCCCCUGAAUGUGGGAACGACGCCGACACUGCGGUAUGACGGGGAAGCUCUGAGCGCAUCCGACGCUGCGGGUCCCUUGGCCCUGACAAUUCGGGACACGGCCGAGGCGAAUUCAGAGCGGUACUGGUGCCCGGCGCGGAACCCGCAAGGGGAGAUCGUGCUGAGGUGCACCGCCGUGCCACGCGAGACGGACGCUAAGACUCCCAGCGGGCCGCGUAUCGAUCUGCGGAUGGAUCAGGGUGGCGUUAUUGGUCUUGGAAGCGGGUUCCUCCCGUAUCCGGCCGGGACGGACAAGUGGGAGUUCCGGAUCGACUGGCAAGUGCCUGUCUCGGCCCCGGCCGGAACGCAGGUGGUGUGCUCGCUUGGCGACGGGCUCUGCAGCCGAGACACUGGGUCGCCAGAUAACGUCCUCGCUACUGCCGUUUUCGCUGUGGGGCCGCUACAGCGCUAUCCAGCGUGGGAGACGACACAAGGGAACCAGGCGAGCAGCCAACGAUUUGGGAUGUACUGGAUGGGCACGCUUCCAUAUAACGUUAACCGUCUUGGCCCGCUUGUGGAUUCCAUUUUCCGAUCGAUCGCGGGGUUCUUCGGCGACAACAGCGAACCUUUUCGCGUAUUCAUCAGAAAAGUGUGGACGGGUCAUGGCGGUACUGGUGGCUACAGGUCAUUUCUCCUGGAAUAUUACGACGGUGUAACGGACGAGCAAACGGAGGAUAGUUUGAUAGACCUUCUCGCGCACGAAACUGUCCACGAGUACCCCCUGAUGAUUCCCGAGCGCAAUGAGGAUGUCUGGUACAAUGAAGGUGUCGCAAACUAUUAUGGAGUCAUUGCGCCGUAUGUGGGCGGUGCAGUGGACAGGAAGUACCUCGUCAAGGCGCUGAAUGACCAGGCCCAAGCCUACUACACAUCGACAACCGUCAAUUUGUCUUACCAAUAUGUCUUGGACCAUUAUUGGGAUGAUUUUUCUGUCACCAAGACACCUUACAAUCGCGGGUUCAUCUUUCUAGCCCAACAGCAGGGCCGCAUCAACCGGGCAACGGGUGGUCGUAAGAGCAUCGACGAUAUCGUGCGGGUUCUCUACCAAUACCGGUUCCGAGGCCAGGAGCAUAGCGUGGACGACUUCUACCAGAUACUCACCGACUUUAUUGGUGAGUCUAUUGUCCAAAAGGACCGAGAGGCCAUGGAAAAUGGCCAUCUGAUCGUGCCACUGGAGGACUGCUUUGCCAAGUACGGCCUGAGGCUUGUGAGGAAAGAUGCCGAGCAAUUUGAGCCUGGCUUUGACCUAAAAUCCUUGCGCAACCUGAAGAUUACUGGCCGGCAAAGCACUUGGUAUGGAAUGCGCGCUGUGCAACAAGUCCUUCAUCGGAGUGCAAAGGCGAUAAGCCCAUCCGAAUUCUACGAUGCCGUUCGCGAAGCCUGCAAGCCUCGGUUUUCCGAGGCGAGGGUGGUUAGAAACCAUCGCCCAGUCGCUCUUGGUAUAAGCGGUGGUGUCGAUUCCAUGGCAUUGGCCUUUCUCUGCUCCCAGCUACGCAAAAAAAGGACAGAGCUCAUGAUCGCCGACAACCGCCUCCAGACCUUUCGAGGUUUCGUCGUCGACCACAUGCUCCGCGAGGGCUCAUAUGAAGAGGCCUUCAAUGUAUCCAGAGCAGUUCGGAAGCUAGGGGUGACUUGUGAAGUCCAUCAAGCGAGUUGGACGAGAGAGCUCGGCCCCGAUGUCGACCGCAACAACCUCCCGAACCUCGAGAGUGCAGCUCGCAGAGUCCGUUACCGAAGGCUAGGCAGACUCUGUGCUUACCGCCAUAUUUCAUCGCUGAUGCUUGCACAUCAUGAAGACGACCAGUAUGAGACGGUCCUCAUGCGCUUGAUGGCUGGGCACCGCAACCGGGCCCUGCGGGGCAUGCGAAAGGCGGCCGCCAUUCCAGAGUGCGAGGGUCUUCACGGCGCCUUUGACAGUGGAUGGGUUGAUGAUCAAAGGCGUCAACGGCCCAACAAUCAACUCACCAGAAUCCAGCGAAAGUACCUAAUGCACGACCUCCAGUUGAGCAUCGGUUCGCUCGAGGAUACGGAAGCAUUUAGUAGUCAGCAACUGGACAACCUCCUCUUGGACGACGACCUUCCUGGUAUGGAUGACUGGUCAUUCGGGUCAAUGCCUGUUGAAGAUGGCGGCGUUAGCGUAUACCGGCCGCUGCUAGAGUUCAGCAAGGAUAGACUUAUAGCGACCUGCCUUGAAAACGAUGUGCCGUGGUUCGAAGAUCAUACCAACAAGGACCCGACUCUGACCACGAGGAACUCUAUUCGACACAUGUAUAGAUCUUGCGAGUUGCCGCGGGCUCUACAGAAGCCCAGAAUCAUUGCACUGUCGAAAGAAUGGCAGCGUCGAGCCGCAGCUCAAGAUGCCGAGGCAAAGCGACUCGUGCAGCGAAUGACUUUACACAAUUUCGAACCUCAUGCCGGGACAUUAGUGGUUCAAUUUCCAAAAUUGUCCGUGUCGAGACCAAGCAGAUAUUCGCGCACCACGGAACGUUACCAGCGCCGACGCUCCUACAUGCGGCUGAUGGCGGCUCUGGCUAUACAGCGAGUGAUUGCCCUUGUCUCUCCCGAGUUACAGGCCCCUCCGGUUGCAAAUUUGCAAAAUGUUGUUUCUCGUCUCUUUCCAGCGCUAUCAGAGGCUAAUGGCAAGAAUGAUUCUGCCCCAAAGGGCUUCAAUAUCGCCGGAUUACAUUUCAUGCCCAUAGAGUCCACGCCGCAGACUGUGAAUCGUCGAGGGCAAUCCCAUCAACGCACGUGGUACAUAUCGCGCCAGCCUUACCCGGCCAGUAUGCCGCUUCCACAAUUGCGGGUAUCCUACUGGUCGGCGGGAAGACCCGGUAAGCGCUGGGCCCGUCGCGACCACUGGAGGUGGUCAACAUGGCUGCCGUGGUACUUUUGGGACAAUCGCUACUGGAUACGUCUGACUCACCGUCUGCCGUACCGUGUCGUCGUCAUGCCAUUUUUGAUUGAGCAUGCCAAGCAGUUUCGCGAGUCUUUGAGCCCGCAAAAUCGUGACAGAUUAGCUUCGGUUCUCAAGGAAAUUGCGCCUGGAAAGGUUCGAUAUACCCUACCCGCCAUAUACUCGGAGGAGUAUCUAGACCUGGACAACAUUGUUCCGAGAAAGGGGUAUCCUGUGCCCGAAGGUCAGUAUACGGAAGGGGUUCGUCUCCCAAAAAGAGAGCGAUCCAAGCCCCAACCGCUCGCGCCAGUCGAUCCCUCAAAAAUGAGGCUCUUGGCCCUUCCCACGCUGGACGUUCAGAUACCUGGGCUUGAGAAAUGGUUGUUGUACGAAACUCGUCACCAGCGAGCAGAUCGCAACACUCUUCGUGCCAUGGCAGACUACAGUAAAGGCUCUUUUAGUUCUUCGAGAACAUUCCAGGCUGGAAAGAUGAGCUCAAGCAAGAGGAGACGCAGGUCUUGA
Pestalotiopsis fici W106-1 is the source of this 3588-nucleotide messenger RNA. RefSeq lists its product as uncharacterized. The record is from RefSeq and is a predicted model, not a curated record. Gene Ontology annotation, molecular function: ATP binding; ligase activity, forming carbon-nitrogen bonds. The transcript has 3 exons. Bases 1 to 3588 code for a protein of 1195 amino acids. Lineage: Eukaryota; Fungi; Ascomycota; Sordariomycetes; Amphisphaeriales; Sporocadaceae. Gene Ontology annotation, biological process: tRNA processing.